CCAUCUCAGCGCGCCCGGCGCAGGGGACGGCGGAGGAGAUGGUGUUCCACGCGUGGUGCCGGGUGCUAUGCGCCGGCCUCUACCCUGGGGCUCCGCGCCGCCUGCAGGGCUGGGGCAGCGCCGCCUUCCCGUCUCGCUCGUCGUCAUCAAGCACUAAUGAUGGGUUUCUAAAAGAAAAACGUGCUCAAAUCAUGUCUCGAGGACUUCCAAAACAAAAGCCAAUAGAAGGAGUUAAGCAGGUACUGGUUUUUGCUUCUGGGAAAGGGGGAGUUGGAAAGUCAACAACAGCAGUAAACAUAGCCCUUGCAUUAGCAGCACAUGAUUCGACAAAAGCAGUUGGUCUGCUUGAUGCAGAUGUAUAUGGCCCUUCAAUUCCAAAGAUGAUGAAUUUGAAAGGAAAUCCAGAAUUAUCACCAAAAAACUUAAUGAGACCCCUUAAGAACUAUGGCAUUGCAUGUAUGUCAAUGGGUUUCUUGGUAGAAGAGACUGCACCAGUUGUGUGGAGAGGACUCAUGGUAAUGUCAGCUAUAGAGAAAUUGUUGAGGCAGGUAGACUGGGGUCAACUGGACUACUUAGUAAUUGACAUGCCGCCUGGAACAGGAGAUGUACAGUUAUCAAUCUCACAAAAUAUUCCCGUUACAGGGGCAGUGAUUGUUUCCACUCCACAAGACAUUGCUUUACUGGAUGCACGCAAAGGAGCUGAGAUGUUUCGAAAAGUCCAUGUGCCUGUUUUGGGGCUUAUCCAAAAUAUGAGUGUUUUCCAGUGCCCAAAAUGUAAACAUGAGACCCAUAUUUUUGGAGCUGAUGGUGUGAGAGAUCUAGCAAAAACCCUUGGACUAGAUGUUUUAGGAGACAUUCCAUUGCAUGUUAAUAUAAGAGAGACCUGUGAUACCGGCCAGCCUAUUGUCAUCUCACAGCCUCAAAGUGACAUGGCCAAAGCCUAUCUAAGGAUAACUACUGAAAUAGUAAAGAGAUUGCCAACUCCUCCAGCAUGACGUGCUCAUCUCGGGUACCUGUGAUCAGAACUUAACAAUAAAGUGACUUGAUGGUGUAAGCAGUGGUGGAACAAGCAGAAAUACAUAAGUUUAUGGAUUAUAUAUUGUAUUUGUAAGAAAAUUGUUUUGAAGUUUAGGAAACAAAGUUUGAAAGUAUUGUUAUUUUUUUAUUUGUCGUGACAUCAUUUGGUUACAUUCAAAGGUAUUGAAGGAUUCAGAAGGAAAAUGCGUGGUACCUGACAUUUAUAUAUGGUCGGCCGCUGCUGAUUUUUAAUAUCCUUGAACAACAAGGACAAAGUGCAUCAUUCAGCAAUGGAGUUUCCCUCAGUUUUAACAUGAAGGUUCAGCCUGUGGAAACUCCAGUCCCAGAAUACAAUGUGCCAUCUUCGUCCAAGCCGAAAGACUCAAAAGUGGACCAUGGCAUGUUGAGGAUUAUAGGCACACAACUGUAUAAAAGAUGAGGGCAUCUGCAAUUUCCCCAAUUUAUGUACAUUUUUAUUCAGACCUUGGUGCUCUUGUUAAAUUGCCAACAUGGCCUUAAAUUGGGCAAAGCAUCAAGGACUUAAUUAGCAAACUGAAAACUAUGUCAUUACCACAUGUUUGUGUACAUUUACACUUAAGCCUCAAAAACAAUAUGAUAGAUCUGCAUAUUCUGAAAUGAUUUUUCCUAAUGGUUCAAGAACAAAUUUCUUCCCUAUUGGAUUAUAUUGUGUUAUGAGGUAAUUUCCUACUUAUGGGAUAAUGGACUAUAUGACCUGUAGGCAAAUUACUUGCCUGCUUUGUGUUAUGUUGAACCCAUGGAAAACUAGAUAACAGCCAGGUCUUCAUUGUAAACCACAUAUCAUAUCUGAGUUCAAUUUGGCAAGGGAAAUAAAUGACAAAAAUAAAUUAAUUUCAUGACUGCAUAUAGGCAUGUGUUCCCAAAUUAAAGUAACAAUGCAGGAUCUGAAUGUAUAAACUAAAGAUGUAACUAAAGAAGCAAACUAAGAUACGAUCUUCAAACUGCAAGACUUCUUUUUGUUUUUUAUUGUCUUGUCCUAUGAUCCUUAUUUUUCUGUUGGUAUAAUUUCUAUGGACGUAAAAAACAUGAUUCUGUGGCACAGGCUUCCAUUUACAAUUAGAAGUUUGAAUUUAUAUUCAGACUAUUUCACACCUUCAAAUAUGUAUCCUUAUGGGAGUUUUGCCAUUGACUUCACUAAGGCCAGGAUUUCACCCUUUGUGUAUACCAUUGUUCCUGUCGCUUUUCUCCUCUUGAAAUAAUAUGACAUAAAAUAGAAUUUGGCAUUCUUUGAGCCUGGGAACACUUAAAACACAUGCACUGAAAGUCAAAUUUAAAACUUUCCUUCAAAUUAUCAGUUGAAUCUCAGACUUUAGUGGAGUUUUGUAAAUAUGAAAAAUAAUGUAUUUUAAGAUGACUGAUUUUUUUUUAACUUAGCUUUCAUUUAUGUACUUGAAAAAAGUGCAGAGAAGUAAAAGUGCACUUCAACUGCUUCAGUAGUCAUGUUAUUUCAAGCUUUUGGAUUGUACCUUUAUUCAAACAUAAGUAUCCAAUCAUUUGCAAUUGUCUAGUGAUAUAUUUUACAAAAAUUAAACACUUAAUGGUG
Messenger RNA from Malaclemys terrapin pileata, 2599 nucleotides. It is a transcript of the gene NUBPL, whose product is annotated as NUBP iron-sulfur cluster assembly factor, mitochondrial. Gene Ontology annotation, cellular component: mitochondrion. Gene Ontology annotation, biological process: iron-sulfur cluster assembly; mitochondrial respiratory chain complex I assembly. Gene Ontology annotation, molecular function: ATP-dependent FeS chaperone activity; 4 iron, 4 sulfur cluster binding; ATP binding. The transcript is spliced from 11 exons. NCBI's taxonomy places the organism in Eukaryota, Metazoa, Chordata, Testudines, Emydidae. The record is from RefSeq and is a predicted model, not a curated record. The coding region runs from base 39 to 995 and encodes 318 amino acids.